UGAAAUUAAACAUUUCUAUUAGUGACUUCCCUGUUUUAAUCUCUUUCUCUCUUAGAACAAACCUCCCUGUGUCUCUUGCCUAUCUCCUUUGCAUUCCAAAUUACAAUUUUAUUAAAUCUUGAGGUCUGUGAUUUUUCUUUGGGAAUUUAUUUUAGUGUUUUUGUGGACAUUACAAAAGAAAAUUAGGAUAAUUCAAUAUGAAAUCUUACAUUGCAUCUUUUGAGAAAUUUAUAUUUUUGUAAGUUGAAGGGUAUGUUUAUUUUGGGGGGCAUAUUUUUGGAGUUGGAAUUUUGUAGUUAUUAUUUUAAUAACCAUAUUCUGUUAUUUAUUUAUAGCUUUCUGCCUGGCAUAACUCACUUUCAAGAAGUGCACGAUGUCAGAACGUGGAAUUAAGUGGGCUUGUGAAUACUGUACGUAUGAAAACUGGCCAUCUGCAAUCAAGUGUACUAUGUGUCGUGCCCAAAGACCUAGUGGAACAAUUAUCACAGAAGAUCCAUUUAAAAGUGGUUCAAGUGAUGUUGGUAGAGAUUGGGAUCCUUCCAGUACUGAAGGAGGAAGUAGUCCUUUGAUAUGUCCAGACUCUAGUGCACGACCAAGGGUUAAGUCUUCAUAUAGCAUGGAAAAUGCAAAUAAAUGGUCAUGCCACAUGUGUACAUAUUUGAACUGGCCAAGAGCAAUCAGAUGUACCCAGUGCUUAUCGCAGCGUAGGACCAGGAGUCCUACAGAAUCUCCUCAAUCCUCAGGAUCUGGCUCAAGACCAGUUGCUUUUUCUGUUGAUCCUUGUGAGGAAUACAACGAUAGGAAUAAAUUGAACACUAGGACCCAGCACUGGACUUGUUCUAUUUGCACAUAUGAAAACUGGGCCAAGGCUAAAAAAUGUGUUGUUUGUGAUCAUCCCAGACCUAAUAACAUUGAAGCAAUAGAGUUGGCAGAGACUGAAGAGGCUUCUUCAAUAAUAAAUGAGCAAGACAGAGCUCGAUGGAGGGGAAGUUGCAGUAGUGGUAAUAGCCAAAGGAGAUCGCCUCCUGCUAUGAAACGGGACUCUGAAGUGAAAAUGGAUUUUCAGAGGAUUGAAUUGGCUGGUGCUGUUGGCAGCAAGGAGGAACUUGAAGUGGACUUCAAAAAACUAAAGCAAAUUAAAAAUAGGAUGAAAAAGACUGAUUGGCUAUUCCUCAAUGCUUGUGUGGGGGUUGUAGAAGGUGAUUUAGCUUCUAUAGAAGCAUAUAAGUCAUCAGGAGGAGAUAUUGCACGUCAGCUCACUGCAGAUGAAGUACGCUUGCUGAACCGUCCUUCUGCCUUUGAUGUCGGCUAUACUCUUGUACACCUGGCUAUACGUUUUCAGAGGCAAGAUAUGCUAGCAAUAUUGCUUACAGAGGUGUCUCAGCAAGCAGCAAAGUGUAUUCCGGCAAUGGUGUGUCCUGAACUGACAGAACAAAUCCGGAGAGAAAUAGCUGCCUCUCUUCAUCAGAGAAAGGGGGAUUUUGCUUGCUAUUUUCUAACUGACCUUGUAACAUUUACAUUGCCAGCAGACAUUGAAGACUUACCUCCAACAGUCCAAGAAAAACUAUUUGAUGAGGUGCUUGAUAGAGAUGUUCAGAAAGAAUUAGAAGAAGAAUCUCCAAUUAUUAACUGGUCCUUGGAAUUGGCUACACGUUUGGACAGUCGACUAUAUGCACUUUGGAACCGGACUGCAGGAGACUGCUUGCUUGAUUCAGUACUACAGGCUACCUGGGGCAUUUAUGACAAGGACUCAGUGCUUCGGAAGGCCCUGCAUGACAGCCUGCAUGACUGUUCACAUUGGUUUUAUACACGCUGGAAAGAUUGGGAAUCGUGGUAUUCUCAGAGCUUUGGUUUACAUUUUUCCUUGAGAGAAGAACAGUGGCAAGAAGACUGGGCAUUUAUCCUCUCUCUUGCUAGUCAGCCUGGAGCAAGCUUGGAACAGACACACAUUUUUGUACUUGCACAUAUUCUUAGACGACCAAUCAUAGUUUAUGGAGUAAAAUAUUAUAAGAGUUUCCGGGGAGAAACCUUAGGAUAUACUCGGUUUCAAGGGGUUUAUUUGCCUUUGUUGUGGGAACAGAGUUUUUGUUGGAAAAGUCCUAUUGCUCUGGGCUAUACAAGGGGCCACUUCUCUGCUUUGGUUGCCAUGGAAAAUGAUGGCUAUGGCAACCGAGGUGCUGGUGCUAACCUGAACACCGAUGAUGAUGUCACCAUCACGUUUUUGCCUCUGGUUGACAGUGAAAGGAAGCUCCUCCACGUGCACUUCCUUUCUGCUCAGGAGCUAGGUAACGAGGAACAGCAAGAAAGACUGCUCAGGGAGUGGCUGGACUGCUGUGUGACCGAAGGGGGCGUUCUGGUUGCCAUGCAGAAAAGCUCUCGGCGGCGAAAUCACCCCCUGGUCACGCAGAUGGUAGAAAAAUGGCUUGACCGCUACCGACAGAUCCGGCCCUGCACAUCCCUGUCCGAUGGAGAGGAGGAUGAAGAUGAUGAGGAUGAAUGAGAAAGACCAAACAACAGAAUACCAAGGCAUCAGAUCUGUUAUGGCCCCAGUUGGUGUGGCGCUGCACGCAGAGUAUGCAGUAUGGCAUGAACCAAGCCUGGUGGAAUCUGCUCAGCAGUGUUUUUCUGCUCCACACCCGAAGGAGAGAACGCACUUGCUGUGUGAGGAGACAGAACUUUGGUUGGACUAGUUUGUAAAAAACUAAUUUUAUUAAGACAACUUUUUUCCUUUAAAAUUGUAAAUCUGUCUAUAAAUGUAACGCAUGUGGUUGUGUAAGAAAUUGUGUAAUAGGAGAAGUUGUACCAGCAUCUUCACAUUAUUGAGAUUUUUUUUCCCAGCAUGGGCACUUACAAAAGCACAUGGCAGACGACUCUUUGUUCCUUUGAGAUAUUCUUUUUAUAGUAGAACCUGGCAUUCUACUUCACCUUAAAAGAGCCAUUUAAGUCUCAGAGAUCUGGAAACUUUUUGUACAAAUUUCCCACAGCAAAACAUGAAAAUAAACAAGCUUUUAUUUUAUUAUUAAUCUAGUUACUGUUGUGCCCGAUAAAAUAAAAUCAAAUCUUUUAGGAACAAACUACAAGAAAAGCUAAGAAUUUUUUUGAGUAAACUCAUAUAGACGUUUUCUUGUUUUGAAGAGGGUUUUGGUUCCUAUUAUUUUGUCUUUUAAAAAAGUUUUCUGAUAUGCCCCUUUCUAGUACUUAUGUAUUUAUUUGUUUGGAAGAGUGUCCUAAAAUGAAGGUUCUUAUUCCAGACUCUGGGCAGUGGUCUGUUUGAGUAGUUGUUCCCUUGAUGGAAAGGGAACAAACAAGCCCACUUGCCACUAGAUGGAUUGUGUGAAAUUUGCUUGGACUCCUUCAACAAUGUUCUCCCAAAUUGCCAUGCAGAGGGUCUUGGAUUCUUCCUGUCUUUUAUCAUCACCUCUGCUCCUAAGCAAAUUUUGUUAGAAAGGGCAUGCCUUUGCUUAGGGAGAUUGGGAAUACCAAUUCCGUACAGAAUAAAAAUUUUAAAAACGCAGUAAGGUGGUAAAUGCAUUGUAUGAUGAAUUUCUCAGUGUAUAGUCUGAGAAUCUUUGCAUGUUGGUUGAUUGUGGCCAUUCUUAAAGUUAAAACCAUAAUCUUAGGUAGAAGAAUUUUUUAUAAAAGUGUUAUUUGACCACUUCAGGUAUACAUUCAAUACUGGGUAAAAAUUUCAGAUCUCAGGAACACAGAAAGACUUAGUGUCCUGAAAGCACUUUCUAGGCUAUGGAUGUGGCAAGGAAUUUGGAAAGAAGUUACACACACACACACACACACACACACACACUUUGUUCCUCCCCUGUGAUAAAAAGGCUGUGAAAACCUUCAAGUAUUUGCUUUUUGAUUUGUUCAGUUGGUAUUGAAAUGUGCACAACCUUAAAUUUGGCGCCAGAAUACUAAAAAAUAGAAAAAUACCCA
Messenger RNA from Carlito syrichta (Philippine tarsier), 3933 nucleotides. It is a transcript of the gene ZRANB1, whose product is annotated as zinc finger RANBP2-type containing 1. NCBI's taxonomy places the organism in Eukaryota, Metazoa, Chordata, Mammalia, Primates, Tarsiidae. The coding region runs from base 374 to 2500 and encodes 708 amino acids. Gene Ontology annotation, molecular function: cysteine-type deubiquitinase activity; K63-linked polyubiquitin modification-dependent protein binding. The record is from RefSeq and is a predicted model, not a curated record. Gene Ontology annotation, cellular component: nucleus; cytoplasm. The transcript is spliced from 9 exons. Gene Ontology annotation, biological process: protein K29-linked deubiquitination; protein deubiquitination involved in ubiquitin-dependent protein catabolic process; protein K33-linked deubiquitination.